This is a messenger RNA of Melanotaenia boesemani (Boeseman's rainbowfish), 2397 nucleotides long. It is a transcript of the gene samd10b, whose product is annotated as sterile alpha motif domain containing 10b. Gene Ontology annotation, cellular component: cytoplasmic side of plasma membrane. The transcript has 6 exons. Gene Ontology annotation, molecular function: protein binding. Gene Ontology annotation, biological process: cell surface receptor protein tyrosine kinase signaling pathway. NCBI's taxonomy places the organism in Eukaryota, Metazoa, Chordata, Actinopteri, Atheriniformes, Melanotaeniidae. The coding region runs from base 322 to 1065 and encodes 247 amino acids. The record is from RefSeq and is a predicted model, not a curated record.
GCUGUCGAGGCGCGUUGACCUUUUGUCUCCCGGCGGUCAGGUACGGUGAGGGGGGCGGAGACACAGAAGGAGCAGCUUCAUAUCGGACUGGUCCCGACGCCCCGGACAACAAAUGGCCGGGAUCCGACACAGAGGAGGAGUGUGUUCGGGUUUUUUUUCCCCACUCUACACCAAGCACUCUCUCCAUACUCACAUAGUGGGUUAGAAAGGGGAAGAGGCGCUGUUUAUUCUCACUUUGAGUUGCCUACAUUUUUCAUCCUUUUGGUAGAAGAAUGAGAGAGUCCUGUUGACACCACGGAGAGAUACACGCUGAGACCGACUAUGGCUGUGGACGCGGCGUCCAGCUUCAGUUUUUGCCGUGCCUCCCUGGAGCACACGGUGUCUGCUGAGGAGCUGAGUUACCAGCUGCCGCGUCGCGCCGGAGGCAGCAACCUGACCUGGCAUGAUGGCCGUGGCCAGAAGACAGCGCACACACGCACCGUCAAACUGCUACAGCAGCCCGGCACAGAGGGCAUCCAGCUGCGUCCGGGUGAAGCCUUCACUGUUUAUCACACCAGUCCUACUCUGUCCAGUCUGUCCAAACCGGUGGUGCUGUGGACUCAGCAGGAUGUCUGCAAGUGGCUUAAGAAGCACUGUCCUCACAACUAUCUGACCUAUGUAGAGGCCUUCUCCCAUCACGCAAUCACAGGACGGGCUUUGCUGCGUUUAAAUGGGGAGAAGUUGGAGAGGAUGGGAAUCGUCCAGGAGACACUGAGGCAGGAGGUCCUCCAACAAGUCCUCCAGCUGCAGGUCAGAGAAGAGGUUCGCAAUUUGCAGCUCCUUAGCCGAAACUUCUUUGAGCCUCAUUUGGAAAUUUCUCGUAGCUCAUCCCUGGAUCAGUUUGGCAGCCCUUCCCCACAUCCCCUGUCACAAUGCGUCUCUAGGAGCCACGGAAGAGCUGCUGUCUUCAGAUAUGUGAACAGAGAAUCGACGGAAGAAAGGGGAGAGGAUGAGCCUAUAGACUACGUGCCAACUGGUCUGGAGGAUUCUCAUUCAACACGGCCAAUCUGGUUUACAGACACUUAGACAGAGACAAAGCUCUGUUCAGCUCAGAGAUACCCAGUGUAACAUAAUGAUGCAACUACAGAUCCACUAGUGAGGAUUUAGACCUGAAGCUGGCUCGAUCUUAGCAAAUCUCUUUUUGGUUUCCUGCCUCAUUAGUAUGUGACUGAUUGAGUAGCUAAAACACAAAACUUGUAUUUGUUCACAAAUGUGAUUCAUAAUUCCUUAAAUUCUGGUGUAAGCACAGAUUUACAUACAGUGCUACUAUUUGGAGAAUGAGCCAAAAUGGAGGCAACCAUCAGUCAGUAACAGUUUAAGCUGAAUGUUAUUCCCACAAUAAAACUUUUUGCAUUGUGAUUUAUCCGCAGUAUAUCAGCGAGAAGUUACACUUAUAUCUCUCUCUCUCUCUCUUUCUCCCUCUCUCUCUCUCUCUCUCUCUCUCUCUCUCUCUAUAUAUAUAUAUAUAUAUAUAUAUAUAUAUAUAUAUAUAUAUAUAUAUAUAUAUACAGUAUGAGUGUGGCAGAGUAAUAUAGACUUUUUAAUGUGUGUAUACUGUAAUGGUACUUUAGUGUUUUUUUAAUGGAUUGAAUCCAGGGGGAGUCUUUAUGACCACUGACUCUUUAUGUUUGUUAAAGCAAUAAUUUAUAUAGUGAUGGUGAUAAGCAAAGAAGACAGAGUAAUAUCUGGGAUGUAUAUUAGGAAAUUUUUUGUAUAGUAGAGAGAAGUGUACUUUGUAUGUGCAACUGUAUCCUGCAUGUCAUCUGUCACACGGAUACAAGAAGAAGGGACAAGCCUCUGCUGAAUUCUGUCCUGUUUCUGUCCCUGAUGUGACACUGAAGUUGCAAAUGCUCAGCGAUCAAGAAAGACAACUUUGACAGCUUCACAAAUGCAGGACUCUCAAAGCCAGAACCUUGGAUGUAAUUCAGAACAACAGCAGAAAACUAUCUAUGAUGAUGUUGAUGAUGAGAUGUCACAAAUAUAAAUAAAUUAAUGAAAUUCGCUUCCAACAAGCAAAUCCUCCUCAUCCGACAUCCCUCCAUCUGUCCCCUGACAAGGAGGCUUUGGGUAAUUUGAGUUACUGACUGUUACAAGGGAAAAAAUACACUGUGUUUUUUUGAGAUCACCUGAUGUACUGUAAAUAUCUACACUUUUGGUUUACUUUGACUUAUGAUUGAUGAACUGUUUCACAUGCAAAAAAAGGAAAAAUAUAAAAUAUUUAUCUGCUUUACAGAUAUACAAAGGCAUAUGUAUGUAUGGAAUACAAUGGAAGCUGUCUUUUUUUUAAUAAACUAACUGAGAUGAAAUAUUAUUGAUCUUCAUGUGACUAAUAAGCAUUAAAAAAAUCAAUUUUUGUUA